Molecule: messenger RNA, 3828 nt
Organism: Colletotrichum tamarilloi
Lineage: Eukaryota; Fungi; Ascomycota; Sordariomycetes; Glomerellales; Glomerellaceae
Product: fungal specific transcription factor domain-containing protein
Exons: 15
Biological process (GO): DNA-templated transcription; glyoxylate cycle; regulation of DNA-templated transcription
Cellular component (GO): peroxisomal matrix; cytoplasm
Molecular function (GO): malate synthase activity; DNA binding; DNA-binding transcription factor activity, RNA polymerase II-specific
Source: RefSeq, a predicted model, not a curated record
CUUUGCAAACUUACCGGUGAACUGAACGGGCAGCAGUCUCACAAGGUGUCAGGAGCCUCUUCUUCGAGCCGGAAGAGGAAAAGACGCAUCAAAGACGAGGUCGAGGAAGAAGGCGCGAUGCCUCAGCAAGCUGCCGCCAAAGCACGGUCCGCGAACGCAUGCAACACAUGCCGUAGGCGCAAGGUCAAGUGUUCGGGAGAGCAGCCUUGCAGGAAUUGUGCACGAAACAACCUAGACUGUGAAUUUGGCGAUGGGAGAAAGAGAUAUUCAGAGGCAUACGUCUCGGAAUUGAGAGCCACCUUGACCCGAUAUGAGGACCAAAUAAAGGAGCUCGCCAGACAACCACGAGCACAACCUUCGCCACCCGCCCGGGGGGUCUCAACAGGGGCAUCAAAUCCGAGUCCACCAGGCAUUGCACCCUUUGAGCCUACCGGUGAGGUACCGCCUCCGAGUUAUGCAUCCAUAGAACGUGCUCCCGGCCCGCUCUUCGAGCAACGGUUGCGGAGUCUCUUCCACGAGAACAAUGGCAAAGACCCAGACUCUCCGGAGAAGGAUGCUCCGGAACACCUGGAGAACGAGGAUCCGCGUGACCUGCCAUUUACCCCUGAAUGGACCUCAACAAAUGAGUUGAUCAAGGGCAUCCCUCACCAGGCCUUCCCCAAAGAGGCCGAGUCUAAUCGUCUCCUGAACCUCUUCAACUCCUACAUGGGAGUAACACAGCACUUCUUAGACCAGCGGACAUUCACAGACAACAUGACGCUGCUUUUCAACAGCCAAGCAUCUCGAGCUCGACAGAUGGACACGCCCUGGUUCACACUGUACCUUCUCGUCAUGGCCAUGGGCAAACUUAUGGAGGAGGAUCCGCGCGAGGUUCGCGGACCCCCGGGAGCGUUCUGGUUUGCUGAAGCUAUGAGGAGGCUCCCGCCACUUCACAGCAUCAGCGAGUAUGGCAUAGUUGGGCUUGAGAUUCUGUGUCUGGCGACGACAUACCUGCAGUGGAACGACCGGAAAAAUGAUGCGUACUUUUUCGUGGGAACAACAGUUAGACUUGCCCUGACUCUGGGCUGCAACUUGCCAUUUUCAGAGCAAAAGUGCCUACCAUCAGAGAGAGCACACAGAAUGCGGGUGUGGUGGACUGUCUACAUGUUGGAUCAGCGCAUAUCGGCAGGCCUCGGGCGCCCAGCUUCCGUUGAUGAUAGGCACCUUUCGUUCGAUCUCCCUGGCCCCUCUCCAGGGUUUGAUUCUCCAGAGCCUCUCAAUGUCAACGUCAAGAUUGCCCGGACAACGGGAGAGAUCAUGUCAUCAUUAUAUAGUCGAGGCGCACUAUCGCAAGCCGAUCUUGUCAGGAAGAUGAGAAACUUGCUCCAAUCACUACACGACAUUGGCGGAUCCAUCCCGGCAGAUCUUGCCAUUGACUUCAGCAACAAGCAGUUUGAGGUCACCAGAGCUGGUGCAUCACUAUAUCUGAGGUUAUUUCAGUCCAUCAUUCUCUGCAUCAGACCAAUUCUUCUUCAAAAGGUCAAAGACAAGGUUCAGAAAACACAGAAGCAGGCUGUGACCUCGGCAAUCUCACAACUGUGCCUCCUGUGCAACGAGUCGGCUCUGAGAAUUAUCCGCAUCCUCAUGGCUAUGCAAAGGCAAGAAGAAAUUGCGCCAUUUGCAUUCUUCGAUCUGGAUGCUGCCUUUUCAGCCGCCUUCGUCCUAAUCAUGCGCGGCUUCGCACACAAGCAGGAUAGUCAAAAGCCGCCACCGCAAGAACUGUUCCAGGCCAUUGAUUUCUUGGAGUAUCUGUCCUCUGCAGGAAACCAGGCGGCAGCGCAGCGUCUCAAGGAUGUUCGGCAGUUUUCUGCACACGUGUGGGCCAAUGUGGUAGCGUUCGAUAAGGACCAUGACUUGCAGAUGGGAGAUUCCGGGGCGUCCCAUGGGGUACCCCAGGUGGGGAACACACCCGGGGCCGGACUACCGGAGCAGUCGGGACCUUCACCGGCCCAGAUGCCCUUGACUACGCCGACGCCCAGUUCCUCUGUGCCGUCUUGGGAGGGAGAAAUGUUUGGAGGACCUGCUGACACCUAUGGAUCAGACACGUUGUUCGGUCUGAACUUGGAUGAGAAUCUGGAACAAGCCUUUGGGCUGGAAGCGGCGGAGGGUAUCUAUAAUAGUUUCAACGACCCUACUCUCCCCUUAACGGGAGUUGACCAGCUGGAUUGGGCUGAGCUGGAAAAGAUGAUGGCACCGGGAGGCGUCUCCAUCCUUGGCGCCGGCAACGAAGCUUCUCGCCGGAUCCUCACCAAGGAAGCCGUCAACUUUCUCGCAAUCCUGCACCGCAGUUUCGAGCCGACUCGCCAACACCUUCUCAGUCUCCGCCAACAACGUCAAAUCGACACAGAUAACGGACACCUGCCAGAUUUCCUCCCUGAGACUAAGCACGUUCGCGAUGAUAAGAACUGGAGAGGCGCCCAGCCAGCGCCUGGUUUGGUAGAUCGCAGAGUUGAAAUUACCGGACCCACGGACAGGAAAAUGGUCGUCAACGCGCUCAACUCUGAUGUUUGGGCCUACAUGGCUGAUUUUGAAGACUCAAAUGGUCCUACAUGGGACAACAUGAUUCAGGGCCAGGCCAAUCUCUACGACGCCAUCCGCCGGCAAGUUGACUUCAAGCUCGGCGAAAAAGAGUACAAGCUCAGAACUGAUCGCACACUUCCGACUUUGAUCGCCCGCACGCGCGGAUGGCACCUGGACGAGAAACAUUUCACCGUCGACGGGCAGCCCAUGUCCGGCGCGCUGUUUGAUUUUGGACUGUACUUUUUCCAUAACGCCAAAGAGUUGAUUUCCCGCGGCGCCGGCCCCUAUUUCUACCUGCCCAAGAUGGAGUCGCAUCUCGAGGCGAGGUUAUGGAACGACGUGUUCAACAUGUCGCAGGACUACAUCGGUAUCUCACGAGGUACCGUCCGCGCUACCGUGUUGAUCGAGACCAUCAGCGCUGUUUUCGAAAUGGACGAGAUCAUCUACGAGCUCAGAGAUCAUAGCUCAGGCCUCAACUGCGGCAGAUGGGACUACAUCUUCACUUUUGUCAAGCGCUUCCGCAACCGACCUGGCUUCGUUCUCCCCGACCGCUCCGACGUAAGCAUGACCGUCCCCUUCAUGGACGCCUACGUCAAGCUCCUUAUCAGCACAUGCCACGCCCGCGGCGUCCACGCAAUGGGCGGCAUGGCGGCCCUCAUCCCGCGCAAGGACGAUCCGGCCGCGAACGCCCAAGCGAUGGACAGCGUGCGCGCCGACAAGCUGCGCGAGGUCAAGGCCGGGCACGACGGUACCUGGGUUGCGCACCCGGCGCUUGCGUCGAUUGCGUCGGAGAUUUUCAACGAGCACAUGCCUACCGCGAACCAGAUCUUCAAGAGGCCCGAGGUGAAGGUCACGCGCGACGAUUUGAUCAACUCUGUUGUUCCCGGAAAGAUUACCGACGAGGGUGUGAGGAAGAAUCUGCAUAUUACUCUGGCGUACAUGGAGGGUUGGCUUCGUGGUGUGGGCUGCAGUGCUAUCAACUAUCUCAUGGAGGACGCCGCAACAGCUGAGGUAUCGCGCUCACAACUGUGGUACUGGGUACACCACGGCGUCAGCACCGCUGAAGGCACAAAACUCGACAAGACAACAAUGCUCAACGUCCUCGACGACGUCACAAAGGAGCUGCUCAAGUCUGCGCCGGCGAACAACAAGUUCGAGCUGGCGGCGAAAUACCUGCGGCCGCAAGUUACGGGCGAGGACUACGCCGACUUCCUGACGACACUACUUUAUGAUGAGAUUACUUCUGUUGGGCCGUCAUGGAAGCUCUAG